Messenger RNA from Cryphonectria parasitica EP155, 2553 nucleotides. RefSeq lists its product as uncharacterized. The record is from RefSeq and is a predicted model, not a curated record. Gene Ontology annotation, cellular component: nucleus. Gene Ontology annotation, biological process: DNA double-strand break processing; mismatch repair; DNA recombination. Gene Ontology annotation, molecular function: DNA binding; 5'-3' DNA exonuclease activity; 5'-flap endonuclease activity. The transcript is spliced from 2 exons. NCBI's taxonomy places the organism in Eukaryota, Fungi, Ascomycota, Sordariomycetes, Diaporthales, Cryphonectriaceae. Bases 214 to 2553 code for a protein of 779 amino acids.
GCAUUUCAUCGCUUUGCAUCGCAUCUCGAUCAUAUCGCGCAUGGCCUACUUCUAGGUUUCUUGGAGCAAAGUGGUCCCAACGUCAACACUGACGGCACGAGGAGCUUGUCGCCCGUGGCUCUAGCUUUCAAAGAGCGCUCGCUCACCGGUUAGAGUUACAAUGGGUAUUCAAGGUAAGGAGGAACUUUCGUUCCUCUUCAUCCAUCCCUGGGCAUGCUGCGGUCGGACACUUUUAUUGACGCCGUCUCAGGGCUCCUCCCUCUGCUCAAAUCGAUUCAGAGACCCACCGAGAUCAAGAAGUUCUCUGGAGAGGUCCUGGGCGUCGACGCGUAUGGGUGGCUGCAUAGAGGUGCUGUUGGUUGUGCCAUCGACCUCGCCCAGGACAAGCCUACGCGAAAAUAUGUCGACUUUGCAAUGCACCGCGUCCGCAUGGUCAAGCACUUCGGUGUGACACCAUACUUGGUCUUUGACGGCGAUUUCCUUCCCAGCAAGGCCCGCACCGAAUCAUCCCGAUCCAAACGCCGUGAGGACAGCAGGAAGGCCGGUCUCGCGCUUCUCAACGCGGGCAAACCCGCUCAGGCUCAUCUUGAGCUCCAGAAGGCCAUCGACGUCACCCCGGAGAUGGCAAGGCACCUGAUCGAGGAGCUCAAGAAGGAGGGAGUCCCGUACGUUGUCGCCCCUUACGAGGCCGACGCCCAGCUUGUCUACCUCGAGCGCCAAGGCCUCAUCAACGGCAUCAUCUCCGAGGACUCAGACCUACUGGUCUUUGGUGCCAAGCGCCUGCUCACCAAGAUGGACCAGCAUGGCCAAUGCGUCGAGAUCAACCGAAGGGACUUUUGUGCUGUGCGCGAGAUCUCUCUGACCGGCUGGACAGACGACCAGUUCCGGCAGAUGGCAAUCUUUAGUGGCUGCGACUACCUGGAGAGCGUGGGCAAUAUGGGUCUGAAGACAGCUUACCGGAUGAUGCGCAAGUACAAGACGCCAGAGCGCGUGAUCCGGAUGCUCCAGUUCGACGGCAAGUUUCGCGUCUCGGAGAACUAUCUGGCCCAGUACAAGCAGGCCGAGUUGACCUUCCUCUACCAACGCGUAUUCUGCCCUAGAAAACAGCAGCUUGUUCUCCUGACCGAGCCCCAUGCCACCUCGCCUCUGGAUAUCGAGGAGAUGCCCUACAUUGGAGCUCGUGUAGAUGCCGAGACUGCCAAGGCUGUCGCCAACGGCGACGUCAACCCUAUAACAAAGCAGACUAUUGUAGUGGCUGCCUUGCCACCCAAGAGGCGGACAGAAACUCCCACAACGGGGCGAACAGUGGCAGUCGCGGCGCCGGGACAAGGCAGAGCGCCACCCGAGAAAUCGAUCGACUCGUAUUUCAGCGGCCACAGGCGAAUCCCCAUGGGAGAGAUGGAUCGGAACUGUUUUUCCGUUGAUCCUCAAAGGGUGGCUGCCCUUACGCAGAACGGACUGACCCCUCGAGUCUUUCCCCUACCACGGCCGUACGUUGAUGAUGGCGAUAUUUCUCCCGCGCCGCGGCCAUACACGGACUCAACCAUACAUCGGCGCCGGACGGAACCGAUUUCUCGAACACAGUCAGAUUCGGACCCAGCUGUUCGAUCUUCUGCAAGUCGAAGACGAACGACCGGCCUCACGAGGCGCAUUUCGGAUAUCGAAGCCAGACCACCCAAGAAACCUCGAUUAUGCGCCGAUGAUUCGGCAAACGAGACGACCGAGACACCGGCUGAGAGGAGCAAGUUCUUCCCCCGAGAUGGAGAGGCAUUGCGGCGCUGUGACGAGAACUUGAUGUCGGAUGACUCUAUCGAAGAGGCCUUGGCCGACCUGCCCGACAUAGGCGACCAGUGGAAGGGAUCGAGGGCAUCCGAAACACGGCAGACACUGCAGAUCUUCCAAGACGAGACCUCAACCGAGCAGACGACCACGACGGCGGCUUCAGAGCCGGAAACCAAGGAUGACGAGACUUUCGAAGGGAGCCCAGCAGCCCAGGGCCAGGAGUACGGUGUCGUGGGAGAGUCUGAAAGCCAGGCCGGUGAUGUCGAGAUCAACCUGGGCCGCAAGUCGUUGCGCAAUUCGCUCCAGGAAUUUUCUUACACGCCAAGCAUGUCCAGGCGUGCGGGUGGAGUGCGCAUCGUGCAUGGGCUGCCGACUCCAGAUUCCAGUGGCCAGCAAGCGCAGACGACAUCGCUUCCAACACCCACCCAGACUCCCUUCCAGACUCCGCUGCAACGAAUCGGAGCAGCGGCUCUACAGCGAAGCAAGGCUGGCUGUUCGCCGUCGGCCCGCUCUGGGCCCUCUUCACUGAAGGCCACCAAGAAACGAGCGAGUCUGGCAGAUUCACUUGAGAAUUUCCCAAUCAACCCGUCCUUCGUCCCUCUGCCCAAGGUCGACCUGAAAGAGGUUGAAGCUCUGAAUACGGCUGGUGUCGGCAGCGAGGACCAGAUGUUCCCCGGUAGUGAUGAGGAGAAUGAACCUCCUGCAACAACAGCAGGUAUAAAACAGGGCAGCGCUAGACGGCUGGAUCUGUCAAAGUUUGUGUGCGGCUGA